CUCUCCGAUUCAACACAGCAGAGUGCGCCACACACACCUGUCAGCCAGGUACAUACAACACACUUUUCUCCAGUUCUUUCUGGGUAAGUGCUUCAGCUGGUCUAUUUUCUUUGGAGUUCUCUCAUCAGCUACAUACUGUAGCCUUACUGGACUAUGCCCUGCUCUGUGCACUGAGGGGCUUUGAGGGUACUGCGAGGAGAGAUUUUCCACAAUCAGGUGUGAUUGAACAGCACACUGGUGAAGAUGCAAGCCUCCACAACAUCUCCUGUGACCAACCUCACCACAGCCGUGACCAAAUCAAGAGAACAAAUACUCAUCCAGAGUUCAGGUGCCAUGAUCGCAGUCAUCGUCAUUGGCGUCAUCUUCAUCCUAGGCAUACUACUCAUCAUACUGAAGACGUAUAACAAGAUGAUGCACACAAGAAGGAUGCUCAGUGGGACAUCCAGAAAACCGCGGAAAAACACAACCUCAACAACAACAAUGACAACGUUGCAGAUGACGAAUGUACAAAACAGCACCAGGUUGGGAGGCUUAGCAAAUUUGGCCAAUACUUCGGAGAACGAGUUCCGUUUACCACGAGCCGAGCUGGCCAGUACCUCUACUGUGGCCACGAUACAUAACAUGGCACCAAGCGGAAAUACGUAAAAAAUAUAUAUAUUUAUAUAAUUAUAUAUUUUUAUAUACAUAUAUAUGUAAAACACCUAAAGACUGAUACGUGACUUAAAUGGGCUCUAAUGUGCUGUAUUGAAUACACACACACCCCCAGAAUGGAAAAACUGUUCAGAGGAUGAUAAUCAAGAACACCUCUGAAGGAAAAACAGUCAGUGGACCACAGGGGACAUUUUUUGAACCAAAAGAUGUCAGACGGUGGCUAAACGGUCCACAGGGAGUUCUCAGAGCUAAGCAUGGGCACAUGGACCACUGGGGUUCAUUACAGCUCUGAGAAAACCAUUCCAGUGUUCUGUUAACAUGUUGAAGGAUCAGUGGCCAUUUUACCUAAUAAUCCCAAGUUUGUGGUCUCUGGAAAUGGAAACUAUUUACUUUUAUACAGUAGAAAGGACUUACACAAUGUCAUGACUGAGCAAAUAAUACAAGGUAUGAUAUUACAACCGGUUUCCUUUGAGUCCAAGUGCACAGACAGUAGUGAAUACAGAGUGAAGGCUGUAAUGUGUAACUACUGUCAAAAUAACUUUAUUUAAAAUAAAAAUCUUGAAAACCUUUUUAA
Molecule: messenger RNA, 1225 nt
Organism: Tachysurus fulvidraco (yellow catfish)
Lineage: Eukaryota; Metazoa; Chordata; Actinopteri; Siluriformes; Bagridae
Gene: ncmap
Product: non-compact myelin associated protein
Exons: 4
Coding region: 244-645 (133 amino acids)
Biological process (GO): regulation of myelination
Cellular component (GO): plasma membrane; paranode region of axon; Schmidt-Lanterman incisure
Molecular function (GO): structural constituent of myelin sheath
Source: RefSeq, a predicted model, not a curated record